Symbiodinium pilosum is the source of this 1083-nucleotide messenger RNA. Lineage: Eukaryota; Dinophyceae; Suessiales; Symbiodiniaceae. The record is from the annotation of a GenBank genome assembly.
AUGCUAGACAACUUAUGGUUCGAUGAAGUAUUCGGUGGUUUGGAUGGCAGGUUCACAUAUGGCUGGUUUGAAGAGGCACUUGCAGACUUUGGCGGCGACAUCCAGCAGAACGUGGCCAACAAAUUCUCUGGCUACGAUGAAACGGAUUUGGUAGCAGCCUCAAGCUCACUCCAGGACUUGAUGACCUUGCUGCCGAGUGAUGCAGUUGAUACGCAAGAUAAAAAAGAGAAAGUUGAGCCUCCCCAAGAUGCACUUUGCAAAUGGCUGGAAGAGGCAGUGAGCAAGAAGCCCAGCAACUGGGGAAGCGAUGGGAAGAGCGAAGAUGCGACCAUGCAUAGUGUUCAGCAGUUUGAGAACGUUGCCCUCGGCGCCAACGACAUGAAGAAAAAGUUGGUUGUUCGCAAAUGUUUCCUUGAAACGCGGAAGUUGGCGAUAGACUGGAUGGAAGCAGAACUGAAAGGUGGCAUGCCCACUGGCGUUUUUGUGAUCACGGGCACACCCGGUAUUGGGAAAUCUGUUUUCCUGGCUUAUUUUGCGGCAUAUCUGUGUGAGAAGGGCUACAACGCCCUGCUCAAGCAACAAACGACUGUGCUGUUGUUCGACCCGUAUGAUUCUGAUGCGGCCAAGUUGCAGACUCGCGAUCAGGGCGUGUCUUUCGUUUUCACGUCUCCCGGAGAGAAGUGCUACAAGACUGCAUUUAAACAGCAGUCCAAUCACAGCACACGGCGCUUCAUGCCUAUAUGGACCCUUGCAGAGUUGAUCGAAUACCGGCUUGUUUUGCUUCCUUCUUUCAAAGAGGCCACCGAUGUCGAGAAGGCACAUGCCUUGCUUGGCGGGAGUGCGCGGUGGCUGCGCGAUUUGGAUGCGCAGCAGAAGAUGGGGCUGUCCUUGGAAGAUGCCGCCAGAAAAUUAAUUCGACAGCGUUUGGAGCCGAGUGCCGCAGCUGACAUCACGGACAGCAAAGCGAGCCUCCUGCUACAAAUUGAUGCACAUGGGCAUUUCGAGAUUCCGUCCGAGCAGCUUCUUGCCUCAGAUGUUGCAAAACAGGAAGUCUGCGAUGUGCUCAACAUCAAGACACAAGAG